GAUUCGGACCCGAAGUUUCACAAUUCUACCUACGCCGCCUCCCUCCUGUCUCCACCUCGCGGCCACGCCCUUGACGCCGGCGAAGGUGAGCUCAAUCGCUCGAAUCAGCUACGCUGGCCCUUUGCAUAGCAUCUACCCGCGGUGCUUGCGCUCAGCCUGCCUCAUCGCCCUCCGCCGGCCGAGACUCCGCGGGGAUCCCCUCCGUCGCUGAACUGCCCUCCCCGCGGAGCUCCCCUCCCCUGGCGGUCGAUUUCUGCUCCAUUCGACCGAGAUCGACUUCGCGUUCGCGCCCAACGGAGACGCAGCGGCCAACGCCGAGAUCCCCUCCAGGCUGCAGCAACGAUAGAGGAAGGGGAGCGACCGCUUCGCUAAUCCUCUUUCUUUUUUUCUUCUCACAAGUACGUCGAUGCUGGCCAGCUCCUCUCCCCUUAUGAUGGCGUCUGGAUCGGUGGAGGUUCAAGUUGACAGGUGAAGAGGAGCGGAGGGAGGGGUGUAUGUUUCUUUUUUGCAUCCAUCCUCCCUGUUGGCUAUCCGGCAUUUGUUGCCAUGGCUGAUUGCGUAAUAUAUUGAGCAACGGUACAUGGAGAAUCAUGUGUUGGAGCAUAUACUUGAUGGAAGGGAAGAACCGUCGAAUUUGCCAUUUGCGCUUUUAAAGAAAAUCACGAAUAGUUUCUCCGAAGAGCGAGAAAUUGGUCAGGGUGGAUUCGCUACAGUUUAUAAGGGUGUCCUCCCCAAUGGGAAUGUUGCUAUCAAGAGGAUUAAAAACGGCUACACAAUUGAUGAGAAGCUAUUUUAUCGCGAGGUUAACAGCCUGCUGAACGUUAACCAUCAAAACAUAGUCCGGUUUCUUGGUUUCUGUGCAAAUACAGAGCAAACAGCAAUAAAAAUAGAAGGAUCGAAACACAUUUACGCUGAGAUAAGAGAGAGGUUGCUUUGUUUUGAGUAUAUUGGCAAUGGAAGUCUGCAAAAAUAUAUUGCCGAUGAAUUAAGAGGAUUGGAAUGGACUACACGAUAUCAAAUAAUCAAAGGAAUUUGCAAGGGUCUGCAUUAUCUACACAAGGAGAAGCAUAUUUUUCAUAUGGAUCUAAAACCUGACAAUAUACUACUCGAUAGUUUUAUGGUGCCAAAAAUUACAGACUUUGGUCUAUCGAGAUUCGAUGACAAGUCACAAACCAUGUGUGCAAACCGUUGUGCAACACUAGGAUACUGUGCUCCGGAAUACCUACAUGCUGGCAGAAUGUCAUUCAAAUCAGAUAUGUACAGUUUGGGCGUUAUGAUCAUGGAGCUGGUGACAGGACAGAAGGGCAUCUCCGAUAAUAAUAGUGUUCUUAGAAGAUGGAGGCACAGAUGGAAUAAAUCAGCCAAGAAAAUGUCGCUGCUUUACCAACAGAUUCAAGUAAUCAAGUGCAUCAAAAUAGGACUCCUUUGUCAGGAGCAUGACCCCUGCAAACGGCCUUUUAUAUGGGAUGUAAUACGUGAUAUUAACGAAAUGGAAAGUAUUUAUGGGCAAAUAAGAAAGCCUAAUGAAUCUUCAGUUGGCCAGAUAAGCUCUUACACUAAGGAUGAUAUGCUUGGGAUUGAGCCACUUGAGCUACAUUUUACUUUUGAGCUUAAUGAACAAAUGUCAUCAUCACUCCAACUGACCAAUUGGACAGAUUUUUACAUGGCGUUCAACAUUCAAACGACGAGCCCCUUGCCUUAUUGUACACUGCCGAACAAAGGCAUUGUCCUGCCACGAUCUAAGCGUAGUAUCUACAUAACAUUGCCACCGCAGGAGAAGAUACCACAAUAUGGCAAUGAGUUCAUUGUGCAGAGCACUAAAGUGAAUAAUGGCCUUAACAUUGAGGAUAUAAAUAACCAGUUGUUCAAUAGACAGACUGGUAAAGUGGUCGAUGAGGUUAUUGUGGAUGUUGUUUUUGACGCGCAAGGAGUUGUCUCUAAGGAAAAUUAUCAUUUGGAUGAUUUACCGAAGAGGCAAAUGUUUUCUUGUGGGGCAGAGAAGAGGCUGCAUGAUCUAACAGAGACGCCGUUAACUCUUCUGAAGGAUGGGCUCCUCCAGCCAUGCCAUCCCUUGCCUCACUCCAACAACCACAACAAGAAGGCCAAGAGUUCCCAGCACCGCUCCUUCAACACACCAGGAAUGGCACUCCUCCUUCACCUCAAGGCGGUCUUCCCUAACAUAGAUCAUAAGUUGCUUGAAACAGCUCUUGAAGCUACCGGACUUGAUUUUGAUUCUGCAGUGAAGAGUCUGAAUGAGCUGUGCUUGGAUUCGGCUCUGGCUAUCCCGUCUGUUUCCGGCAGCAAAUCUGUAGAUGGGCUCACCACAGCUAUUCAGCCAUCUGCUGAAGGCCUGAGGGACACCUACAUGUGAGGGGGAGUGUUGAAGUAUAAGUGAAUUGCCCAUCUCUCCCCAUCAGUUUAAGUUUUUGGGUUGAAUUGGUUGGUGCAUGCAACUCAAUAGUAACCGCAAAAACAAAGCAGUGCAUUGACAUUGUUAGUUGCAUUUACUUCUGUUAUUAUUGCUAUAUUCUACUGAGGUCAUCUGGUGUCAGUUCAAAACUCGAAUGUGAUUGCACCCAAUUAUGUCAAAUGGAUGAAUGGAGCUCUAUGUGAGGUGUUCACCAUCUAUGAGAGCUGCAAUGCAUCUGCCUACCCACUAAACUCAGGAGCACCAAAUUUUCAAAUAUUUGCAUUGCAUUAUCCUAUUCAGAAUUUAACAAUCUUGCAAGUUCAUUGUAUUCGUGGUUAUGCCAUUGCAUUAUAGCUACUUGGAUAGCGCACUAGUCAGUUAAAUUUCAUUUAUUUCCUGUAGCAUCUUGUUAAUUUCAUAAACCUAAAAUCACAAGAUCGAUGUAGCAGACAGUACUCAAAAACCUAUAACUACA
Molecule: messenger RNA, 2885 nt
Organism: Panicum hallii
Lineage: Eukaryota; Viridiplantae; Streptophyta; Magnoliopsida; Poales; Poaceae
Product: cysteine-rich receptor-like protein kinase 25
Exons: 12
Coding region: 581-2371 (596 amino acids)
Biological process (GO): protein phosphorylation
Molecular function (GO): protein kinase activity; ATP binding; protein binding
Source: RefSeq, a predicted model, not a curated record